UUUCUGAAGGAAGCCGAGGAGGAGGAGGAGGAGGCUGGCGAUCCUGGGCCUCCCGUCGCCGCCUUCCCCGAGCGGCAGGAAGGGAGGGAGGGAGGGAAGGGAAGAAGGAAGGAAGGAGGGCCCUGACUGCCGCCUGGGUGGAAGGGGAGGGGCCCGGAGCCGUUGCUGCGGGGCUGAGGCGGAGGGAGCUGCCGUUGGGCCUUGGGCGCGCCGAGCGACGGCGAGGAGGAGGAGGAGGAGGAGGAAGGAGAAGAAGCGAAGGGAGGCGGAGGAGGAGACCCCCCCUCUCUCUCCCUCCGCCGCCGCCGCGGAGACAAAAGAGCCAGCGAGGGAGGGCAGCCUCCUCUCCUCCCUCGGCCCCCCCUCCUGCCAUUCUCCUCCUCCUUCUUCCUAGGGAGCCCACAGAGAGGACAGCCCGCGUCCCAGAAUAUCACAAGCAUAAUUUUGCUCAAGACGUAACUUUUGCUGUCUAGAUCCUGUGUUGUGCCAAAGGUUACAACUUAACUUCUUUCUAUCCUGAUAAUUGUUUGGUUGUAUGAGGGACUCCAUGAAAGAUGACAGAAGAAGUUAUUGUUAUAGCAAAGUGGGAUUACACUGCGCAACAGGACCAAGAACUUGACAUAAAGAAGAAUGAGCGCCUCUGGCUGCUAGAUGAUUCCAAAACAUGGUGGAGGGUAAGAAAUGCAGCCAACAAAACAGGAUACGUGCCAUCAAAUUAUGUCGAGAGAAAGAACAGCUUGAAGAAGGGUUCUUUGGUUAAGAAUCUGAAAGACACGUUAGGCUUGGGCAAAACAAAACGAAAGACCAGUGCCAGAGAUGCUUCACCGACCCCUAGUACUGAUGCAGAAUACCCCUCCAAUGGCAGUAGUGCUGAUCGGAUUUAUGACCUGAACAUCCCAGCAUAUGUUAAAUUUGCUUAUGUGGCAGAGAGGGAGGACGAACUGUCUCUUGUGAAAGGAUCUCGAGUUACUGUUAUGGAAAAAUGCAGUGACGGCUGGUGGAGAGGGAGCUACAAUGCACAAAUUGGCUGGUUUCCUUCAAACUACGUAGUAGAGGAAGUUGAGGAAGCAACUGCUGAUUCACCGAGUUUUCUAAGUUUGAGAAAAGGAGCAUCUAUGAGUAAUGGCCAGGCCAUGAAAGUACUUCAUGUUGUUCAGACGUUGUAUCCGUUCAGUUCUGUCACGGAAGAAGAGCUCAACUUUGAAAAAGGUGAAACCAUGGAAGUCAUAGAGAAACCUGAAAAUGACCCAGAAUGGUGGAAAUGUAAAAAUUCUCGAGGGCAGAUUGGUCUUGUUCCCAAAAACUAUGUAAUAAUCUUAAGUGAUGGUCCUACUAUGAACACUUCCCAUCCACCCCCAAUAAGCUAUACUGGGCCUUCUUCUACUGGACGCUUUGCAGGAAGAGAAUGGUAUUAUGGGAAUGUUACUCGACAUCAGGCAGAAUGUGCUUUAAAUGAGAGAGGAGUGGAAGGGGACUUCCUCGUCAGAGAUAGUGAAUCUUCGCCCAGUGACUUUUCGGUAUCUCUAAAGGCAUCAGGGAAGAACAAACAUUUCAAAGUGCAGCUGGUGGACAAUGUCUAUUGCAUUGGACAGCGUCGCUUUAAUACUAUGGAUGAAUUGGUGGAACACUACAAAAAGGCUCCCAUCUUCACCAGUGAACAUGGGGAAAAGUUAUAUCUCAUCAAAGCACUUCAGUGACAUUGAAGAUGGACUGGGCCUGCCAGGGCCUCUUAUAACUUACAAGCCUUAGGUCUGAAAUACACUUUUAUAGAACAGAGCAGUCUAUAACAGUCUGAGACAGUUGUCAAGAAUGGCCUCUUUCUAAAACAUUUGCUCUGUUGAUUAUAUUAUUUCUCUCUUUGCCCUCUCCCAGCCUCUUGCUUUUUGUUUGCCUACUUUGUCUUUUAAAAGUUCAGUUGUUUCACAUGCCCCCUCAGGUUGAAAAUCUCACUUAAGUGGCCAUUGCAAGUCCUCUUUUUCUUCCCCGGGUUCUAAGCUCCUCUCUUCUGUGUACGUUUACAUAGUUAGUUCACAUAAAUGAGGGGUAUUUCAGUUCAAAACAGUGUUAAAUUGUUCCGGUAGCUCACGCUGGCAGAACGCUAGCAGAACUCAUUGAGAGACUGGGCACAGUUGGAAUGCACUGAACCUGCAGCUAACUAAGUGAAAUAUAGUAGACAUAACAGUUUUGGCUGUGAGUUCUGUAGCUAUUUUGCUUACCAAGUAGUAUACUCCAGAAAUUCCUAGUAUCUAGAAGCACUCUUUACACUCUCUAUUCAACUAUUACAUUGCCUCCUUGACUCUUUGUGAAGAGUACACUAACUAAAGCAUUUUGUAAUAGAACUUCUUAAACUACUACGGUAAGAUUGUAGUAAAAGUAUCUAGCGUACUUUGACAUGUAAUUGCAACAGAGAUGUUUCAUUGAAAGUUGAUUACUUAGAGAAUCAUUGAAUUGUAAUGGUUGAAUGUUUUGGUAAUCUACAACCAAAUGUGCCAUCCACAUAAUGCUUUCUCUUCUUGCCCUUCUGCUUGUUUGAAUUAAACAAUUAUGUAUUUAAUUCUUAAA
Messenger RNA from Anolis sagrei ordinatus, 2562 nucleotides. It is a transcript of the gene NCK2, whose product is annotated as NCK adaptor protein 2. NCBI's taxonomy places the organism in Eukaryota, Metazoa, Chordata, Lepidosauria, Squamata, Anolidae. Gene Ontology annotation, biological process: positive regulation of endoplasmic reticulum stress-induced intrinsic apoptotic signaling pathway; negative regulation of endoplasmic reticulum stress-induced eIF2 alpha phosphorylation; cell migration. Gene Ontology annotation, molecular function: signaling adaptor activity; receptor tyrosine kinase binding. The record is from RefSeq and is a predicted model, not a curated record.